This is a messenger RNA of Jaculus jaculus (lesser Egyptian jerboa), 693 nucleotides long. RefSeq names its product somatotropin. Gene Ontology annotation, molecular function: growth hormone receptor binding; hormone activity. The record is from RefSeq and is a predicted model, not a curated record. Gene Ontology annotation, biological process: growth hormone receptor signaling pathway; positive regulation of receptor signaling pathway via JAK-STAT; animal organ development. The transcript is spliced from 5 exons. Gene Ontology annotation, cellular component: extracellular region. Lineage: Eukaryota; Metazoa; Chordata; Mammalia; Rodentia; Dipodidae. The coding region runs from base 32 to 688 and encodes 218 amino acids.
ACUGUCCAGGGUCCCGUGGACAGCUCAUCCCAUGGCAAUGGCUGCAGGCUCUCGGACCUCCUGGAUCGUGACCGUCAUUCUGCUCUGCCUGCUCUGGCCUCAGGAGGCCCGUGCCUUCCCCUCCAUGCCUCUGGCCAGCCUGUUUGCUAACGCUGUGCUCCGAGCCCAGCACCUGCACCAGCUGGCUGCUGACACCUACAAAGAGUUUGAGCGUGCCUACAUCCCUGAGGGACAGCGAUAUUCCAUCCAGAAUGCCCAGGCUGCCUUCUGCUUCUCAGAGACCAUCCCAGCCCCCACUGGCAAGGAAGAGGCCCAGCAGAGAUCGGACAUGGAGCUGCUCCGCUUCUCGCUGCUGCUCAUCCAGUCGUGGCUGGGGCCUGUGCAGUUCCUCAGCAGGGUGUUCACCAACAGCCUGGUGUUCGGCACCUCGGACCGCGUCUAUGAGAAGCUAAAGGACCUGGAAGAGGGCAUCCAGGCCCUGAUGCGGGAGCUGGAAGAUGGCAGCCCGCGGGCUGGACAGAUCCUCAGACAGACCUAUGACAGGUUUGACACCAACAUGCGUAGUGACGACGCGCUGCUCAAGAACUACGGGCUGCUCUCCUGCUUCAAGAAGGACCUGCACAAGGCGGAGACCUACCUGCGGGUCAUGAAGUGUCGCCGCUUUGUGGAAAGCAGCUGUGCCUUCUAGUCGCA